This is a messenger RNA of Paramecium pentaurelia, 2522 nucleotides long. Lineage: Eukaryota; Ciliophora; Oligohymenophorea; Peniculida; Parameciidae. The record is from the annotation of a GenBank genome assembly.
AUGGAUAAAGUGGAGCCUGAAUGUAUACUCUGUGUUUAAGAUGCUGAAAUCAUAGCAUUAGGUCACUGUAAUCAUAAGACAUUCUGUUACUAAUGUAUGAUUAAAAUGAGAGUCAUUCGCAAAAUUAAGACAUGCCCUAUUUGUAAACAAAUCUUGGAUAAAUUAAUUCUCACUGAUAACCUCUAAGCUUAAUAUAGUGAUUAUUCUAUCAAUAAUCUAAUCCCAAUCAAUUAUUCUGUAACUAUCUUCAUUUUAAACAUUUCUAGAAAGAUUCGAAAGAUGUAUUCUUUACAGAUUCAGAAUAAAUCAAGUAAAAAAUUGAGGGUUUAAACAACUUUAAAUGUCCAUUUGUAGAUUGCCAAACUGAUUAAAAAAUAAAUAACUUCAAUCAAUUGAAAUUACACUUAAAAGUCGAACAUAUGCGUUUCUAUUGGUAAGAAUAUUAAUUAUAUUUUACAAGUGAUGUAUGUAUUGAAUAGAAAACAUGUUUUUUGGGAGAAUAAUAAUUAUACUCAGAAUAUUAAGUUAGACAUCAUAUUAAUUAUGGUGAUGUUGAUGAAGAUUCAAAUAUCAUUUUUAAACAUCCAUUUUGUAAAUUUUGUAGGAAACAUUUUUAUGAUGAAGAAAAAUUUAAAGAACAUUUAAAUCUUGCCCAUAUAAAUUGUAGUUUAUGUGAAGACUAGAAAUUCACUUUUUAUAAAGAUCAUGGAAGUUAUGAAAGGCAUUUAAAGUUUUCACAUUAUUUAUGUGAGGAACCAGAAUGUAAAUAAAUGUUGGUGGUGUUUAAAACAUCAUGUGAAUUAGAUAUGCAUAAAUAAUAGAGUCAUUGCAAUGACCCAAGAAUUAAAAAAAUGUCUAAUUUAAAUUUAUAAUAAAUAGCAGGAUUUUAUGAAGAUCCAAAAUAAAAAAAAUAACUUAAUGAUAAAGAAGGAGAAGAUUUUACAGAUCAGUUUAUUUCUCUUGAAUAAACUAAAUUAAGAGCUGUAGUGUAAAUUGAUCAACACAAAGAUGAAAAUAUUGAUUUUAGAGAAUACAUGUAUGCAGACUAUAAUGAUGAAUAAGAUAAAUUAAGUGAUUAAAGUGAAAAAUUGCAUUCAUAAUAAAAUUUAUGUCUAGAGGAUUUACAAUUAAUUAAACCACAUACACUUCCUCAUAUGAAAUUUCAAUCUUUUUUAACUAAAUGCUCUUAGUUCUUUAAAGGAUAGAAAAAUAAAGAUGAAAUAUUAAGAAAAUAAAUACAGCUGGUUGAAUCAGAAAAAAUAAGUGCUGAAAAUUUUGUAAAUAGCUUUAUUAAUAUGUUUGAACCUAAAACAGGAUUAAGAUUAAUUACAUUUUAUAUGGCCAUGAAAGAUGUUAGAGAUAACAAACCAUUUUGGAAAAUUUUAGAUGAUGCAUAUCUAAAAGAAUUGAAAGCCCUACCAAGAAGAAAUAAUCCAAUAAUAAUGAUCUGUAAGACUUAUUCAGAAUUAUUUAUUAAAUUAUUGGAUGAAUUAAACAGAAAUUUAUUUAAAAGAAUUGAAGAUGGUGAUUUGGUUAAUUAUUAAGAUACUAUAAUGCCAAAAGAAAGAAUAUUUUAAUUAAUUGAGGUUCUUAGACAUGUCAAAACUUCUGAAAUGGGAAAAUUUAAAUUUGCUUUGAAUUUUGGUCUCAGCACAUAAGUACUUGAACAUAUUAAACAUAAAAUUCUUUUAGAUGAUUUUUCUAAAAUUUAAUGUAAGAUGUUUAUAUUUUAUCAAUUAGAACAUAUAUCAUCCAUAUCAAAUCAUGAUUUAGUUCCAUUUUAUCUUUAUGUAAAUUUGAGUAUGAAGAUUUUGAGAGGUGAACAAAUUCACAAAGAAAAGAAAGAUUUGAAUGAGUGUGUUUAUUAAGAAUUUUUUUAGAAUAACAAGAAGCUCUAUAGUUUAAUAAAAAAACCAGAUAAUAUUGAAGCUAAUAGACAAUAAUUUUUAUCAAAAUAACAUAAUUAGCUUAAUAGAAAUGGAAUAGAAAUGAAUCCAGCUGAUUUUCCUUCACUUUGUAAUUCUAUUUUUUAUAUUAAUAGCUAAAGCUGAAAAGUAAGAAUAAAAUGUUGAGAAACAAUCAAAUUCAAAAUAAAUUGAACUUCCUCAAUAAUAGUAUAAACAAGAAAAGAAAUCUAAAUAAAAAUAAUAAUAAAAUCAAGCAAUUGGUAAAUGGUAAACUAGUGGAGCAGCAAUUUUUUAAAAUCCAUCCAUAAUUGAAGAUUAAUUUCCAAGCCUUGCUUCUAAUAAUAGUAUAACUUUAAAUAUUUAUACUUAGCUGAAUCUCUUCAAAAAAAUGUAAAAUCUAAUUAUGGAUAAUUUUAAGAGGAUGAUAGUUUUGUUCCCUUAACUGAUAAUAAAUCUGUUCUUAAAAAUGAAGAAACAGAGUGGGAUAGUAAUCCUAUAAUACCAGUAAUUAAUAAAAUUAUUUACUAGAAAAAAAAUACAUAAAUGAAAGAAGUGGGUUAAAUAAAGAAAAAGAAUAAAACCAUACUUUAGAUUUCAGGAGGUUUUAGAUGAUUU